UAUCACUGAAGAGUUCAUAAACAGAAAUCAUGGGGCUGACAGGCAUAAUCAGUCACAUCGCAAGGUUGUCUGUUUUAUUAGUGCUCGCAAUUUAUUUUUACAUUUUAGAGAUCAUCAAGGUCUUGUCUCCUCCCAAGAAGAAGGAUGUCCGUAACGAGAUCGUGCUAAUCACGGGGGCGGGUCACGGUAUAGGACGGGAGAUCGCCCUGGAGUUCGGGAGACGGGGGGCACGGGUGGUGAUAUGGGACAUCAACAAGGUAACAAAUGAUGCCACUGCUGAGGAAAUCAAGCGGAACGGCGGGACUGCUUACAGUUACGUAUGUGAUCUGACGAAGACGGACGAGAUCCGCUCAGUUGCCGACAAAGUCCGGAGAGAGAUCGGAGAUCCCUACAUCCUGGUCAACAACGCUGGCAUACUGACCGGGGGAGAGCUCCUCAAAGUCAAAGAGGCGCACAUCCGACGCACGUUUGAAAUCAACACCCUCUCCCACUUUUGGACUUGUCAGGAGUUCAUGCCUGCCAUGAUGGAAGACAACAGAGGGCACAUUGUGACAAUGGCGUCCAUGUCUGCUAAGUCGGGCACGGCAUUCCUGGUGGAUUACAGUUCUUCCAAGUACGCUGCCUUUGGAUUCACCGAAGCGCUAAAUGAAGAACUGAGAACUCUGGGAAAAGAUGGCAUCCACACUACCACAGUUUGUCCAAUGUUUGUAGACACGGGUCUUGUGAAACAGCCAAAAGACAAAGUAGGGAAUAUACUUAAACCAAAAGAAGUUGCCUUAGCAACGGUAGAGGGGACGCUAACCAACGAAGAAAUAGUCUAUGUACCGAGAAGAAUGAAAUUCCAGAUGGCAAUAUCGGCUUUCUUUCCCCACGACAUGGUCAAGUACACUAAGAAGCUGUCUGGGGCCGGGAUCGAGCCUCAGUACGACCCCUCCACCUAUAAGACGGACUAAAUGGCCCUCCAUCAGGCGGUCAAGGAACCGAACAUGUUAUUAUUGGUCCAGUGGAAGGGACCGGGUGAACUCUCUUGGUGCUCAAUCUUUUUCUUUAAAGUAGAAAUUUAGUCUGUGAUAAUAAAUGUCGUAACACACA
This is a messenger RNA of Magallana angulata, 1092 nucleotides long. Its product is annotated as estradiol 17-beta-dehydrogenase 11-like. Gene Ontology annotation, molecular function: oxidoreductase activity, acting on the CH-OH group of donors, NAD or NADP as acceptor. The transcript is spliced from 6 exons. The record is from RefSeq and is a predicted model, not a curated record. Lineage: Eukaryota; Metazoa; Mollusca; Bivalvia; Ostreida; Ostreidae. Gene Ontology annotation, cellular component: lipid droplet. Bases 30 to 953 code for a protein of 307 amino acids.